CUCGCGAGCGUCGUCACUGCAAGAAAAAAAAAGGCGCGUGAGCGAGCGAGCGAGCGAGUGAGUAAGAGCGCGCGCGCAAGAGAGAGCGAGCAAACGACCAAAAGAGCCGAACCGGUGGAACUGGCGAGGGAAGUACGGCGCAUUAGGAUCCUGCUGUAAACCAGCCGAGCGUUUCACAGAUUCUACGCUUUAGAAAAUCAUUCCUCAUCUUCCCCCUCAUCACUGUUUGGUUGAUGCAUAUAUUAGUUUAUUUAUGUAUUGCUGUCUCGCGGAUCCUUAGCGUUCGCACGCGCGGAGAGCGCGUCCACGCAGCGAGCGCUUCGUCACGUCUCUCGGUUAUAACCUGCGUACGAAUGCAGAGCAAGGAGUUCAGGAGAGACUGACAGAGCGCACAAGAACGGUGGAAAGAUUUUUUUUUAAAGGAAGAAGAGCAUCUAAAGAGAGAGAGAGAGAGAGAGAGAGAGAGGGGUGGGUCGAAACUGCAUGCAUGCAACGGAAAAGUUCGUUCUAUUGCUAGAGGAUUAAAACAACAACAAAAAAAAAACACAAACACAGAUAUUUGUUGAAGGGGGGACACCUCCGCGCUGUGAAGGACACAACUGAGUGCUGAAGCGCACACAUGCAUGGACAGUCAGUGAGGAUUUGGAGACGUUCAUUGCGCACGAGACCGAGGAUUCCCCUCCAACCAGAGCAAGGGGGAAAAAUCAGGCAAAUGCAAUUAAGCUUUCAGUAAGAUGUGAGCCUGAAGAAGCACACUGCUUUCCCUGAGCAGCAUUCUUUGACAAGCUCUUUUAUGAAUCCAUCAUCAUAGAUCUUAAGCUUUCAUCCACACCGAGUUGGAACAUGUAGAAGUGACUGAAGACGAGGAGAAGGAGACACUCUUAUACCUCUGCUUGCUUGCUUGCUUGCUUGCUUGCUUGCUUUAGAUAGUCUCUAGAUAGACUUAGUGGGCUCUUCUCUGCGUUCCUUCACCUGUGAGACAUUGAGGAGACAUUUCAGCGAUCAUGCAUUUCCUCUUGCAUCCUCAGAUGUUUUCCAUCUGGAUCACGCUGUUCUCUGGGGCCACGGCUGAGCUCACAUGUGACACCCUGCUUCUGCUGUCCACCAACUUCACAGCUCGUACCCUAAUACUUUGGAACCAGACAGCAAGCUCAAGUAACUCCACAGGUUUGUUCUGUAAUAUAUCUAUAGAUGGCAUCGGGACAUGUUGGCCCAGGAGCAGCGCAGGAGAAAUAGUAGCACGGCCGUGUCCUGAGACCUUCUUGGGUGUCCGUUACAACACCACCAAUAACGUCUAUAGAGAAUGUCUGCCCAACGGAACCUGGGCGAAGAAGGGGAACUAUACUCAGUGUCAGGAAAUACUCAAUGAAGAGAAAAAGAGCAAGCUGCACUACCAAAUUGCAGUGAUUAUAAACUACCUUGGCCACUGCAUCUCUCUCGGUGCCUUGCUGGUUGCCUUCAUUCUCUUCAUGAGGCUGAGGAGCAUCCGCUGCCUUAGGAAUAUCAUCCACUGGAAUCUGAUCACGGCAUUCAUUCUGCGCAACGCAACGUGGUUCGUAGUGCAGCUGACCAUGAACCCAGAGGUUCAUGAGAGCAAUGUGAUCUGGUGCAGGCUGGUUACCGCAGCGUAUAAUUACUUUCAUGUGACCAACUUCUUCUGGAUGUUUGGCGAGGGAUGCUAUCUACACACAGCCAUCGUGCUGACUUAUUCCACGGAUAAGCUCAGGAAGUGGAUGUUCAUCUGCAUCGGCUGGUGUAUUCCUUUUCCGAUAAUCGUUGCAUGGGCCAUCGGUAAGCUGCACUAUGACAAUGAAAAAUGCUGGUUUGGAAAGCAAGCUGGUGUUUAUACCGACUACAUCUACCAGGGUCCUAUGAUUCUUGUUCUUCUGAUCAACUUUAUUUUCCUUUUCAACAUUGUGAGGAUCCUGAUGACCAAGCUAAGAGCCUCCACCACAUCGGAGACCAUUCAGUACAGGAAAGCUGUGAAGGCCACUCUGGUCCUGCUGCCUCUUCUUGGCAUCACCUACAUGCUUUUCUUCGUCAACCCUGGAGAGGACGAGAUUUCCCAAAUAGUCUUCAUCUAUUUCAAUUCGUUCCUUGAGUCAUUUCAAGGUUUCUUCGUGUCGGUGUUUUAUUGCUUCCUGAACAGUGAAGUCCGCUCUGCUGUUCGGAAGCGCUGGCACCGUUGGCAGGACAAGCACUCAAUCCGGGCACGGGUGGCACGAGCCAUGUCCAUUCCCACCUCUCCCACUCGGGUUAGCUUCCACAGUAUCAAACAGUCCUCAGCUGUCUGAUCUUAACUAAUCUCGAGCACCACAACUUUCCUUUCAGUGCCCCACCUCCACCCACCCAUCCUUCACUGCUAAGCAAACCCAGGGAACGGCUGCAGUCCAAACAGGGUAUAAGACCUUCAGUUGAAUAAUGGCCCAAAAGCGGUGUGCAAGCAUAGACACAAUUUCAGGACUCGUCUAGCAGAGCGUUGAAGAAAAGAGAAACGUAAGGAAGAACCUCGGAGCAGCAGUUACCCCUUGAUCAACUGAGAUGGUGGUGAGAUUUGAUCAUCCUCUGCAUAAUAAAGGGUAGAAAUUCCAAGCUCCAUGAACAUACUGUGGUGGGACCUGUUUAACUGUAAUGGUCAGAAUUGAAUUUAAUUACUUUUCCUUAUCAGCUCUUUUUGUGUGAGGGAUUAUUGCUGGCUCAGCUUUAUGUCAAAUCAGGAUGAAGUUGUUUCAGGAGCAUGAAGCAUGGAAGCAUUGUGAGGAAGUCUGUCAAAUACCGGCAGCUUCGACGCAAAGACUUUGCCGAACUUUGAUGGUGGCACACCUUCCAUUGGACCUGUUUCUCUGGGAUUAAUCAACUUUUUUGUUGUUGUUGUUAUUAGAUAGCUAAAGUCUUGUAUGAAAGAAAUGGGUAUAUGUUCAGAGAACUAUAUGGACCAUCUCUCAAAUCUAAAACAAUAGCAGUUGUCUCAAUCUGCCACCCUUUAUCAUAAGGAGUCAUUUCAAACAGGAAUACACAGUUGUGUCUUCUUUUUUGUUGCUGUUUUUAGUACAGGGAUUCAGACAGUCAAUUAUCACAGAGAGGAUACAAACAUUUGUAUCAGAAACAAACUUCUCAAAUAUUCUCCCACAAUUUGUACCAUUCCAUUGGGCAAGUACUAAAAGAAAAGAUUGCCAGCGAUCAUAGUAACCACAGUAAAUUCUAGAAGUUGUCAUAUUGAUUGUGAUUUUUUUUUAGACGUAUUCAUUUAUGAGGACCAAUAGUAUAAUCUUAGAUGCUAGAAAAAUGUCUAUGAAAAUGAACACAUUUGAUUAUUGCUCGCAUUUUUUUUCCCCCAUUAUUGUAUUAUAGUAUAGUUUCUUUUACUAAAACACUGUCAAGCAGCGAUAUGUCGUACUUGUAACGAAUGUUCGUCUGUAUUUUAGCACAUUGUGAAUUGGACCAGCCUCCAAUCCAAAGAGCAGGAAGAAUCGAAUAUUAUCAGUCACUUUCCUGUUUUACCACUAGAAGGUUAUAAAGUCAUA
Molecule: messenger RNA, 3524 nt
Organism: Silurus meridionalis
Lineage: Eukaryota; Metazoa; Chordata; Actinopteri; Siluriformes; Siluridae
Gene: crhr1
Product: corticotropin releasing hormone receptor 1
Exons: 14
Coding region: 1005-2294 (429 amino acids)
Biological process (GO): cell surface receptor signaling pathway; adenylate cyclase-activating G protein-coupled receptor signaling pathway
Cellular component (GO): plasma membrane; neuron projection
Molecular function (GO): corticotropin-releasing hormone binding; corticotrophin-releasing factor receptor activity; corticotropin-releasing hormone receptor activity
Source: RefSeq, a predicted model, not a curated record